This is a messenger RNA of Eremomyces bilateralis CBS 781.70, 2409 nucleotides long. RefSeq lists its product as uncharacterized. NCBI's taxonomy places the organism in Eukaryota, Fungi, Ascomycota, Dothideomycetes, Eremomycetales, Eremomycetaceae. The coding region runs from base 1 to 2409 and encodes 802 amino acids. The record is from RefSeq and is a predicted model, not a curated record. Gene Ontology annotation, molecular function: metalloendopeptidase activity. The transcript has 4 exons. Gene Ontology annotation, biological process: proteolysis.
AUGGGUUCUGUUCGAGAACGUACGGACCAGGAGAUUUACUGCUGGAUUUAUUCGGUAGCGCGGGUAAUUAGUUACACCCUCGUCAGCGGCAGCUCCGUCACCCGCAACCCCCUCACCCACCUCGGCGUCGUUACUAAUCCCACCAUCCACACCCCAAGCCAUCGUGUCAACGCUCUCUCCUCCUUCGACCUCUCCUUCGACCUGCACGGCCAGCGCAUCCGCCUCGCCCUCGAACCGAACUAUGACAUCCUCCCCGAAGGCGCCACCAUCGAGUAUCUCGGCGUCGACGGCGAGGUGCUGCGUCGGGAGCCGAUCGAGCGGCAAGACCACAAAGUGUUCAAGGGGUCAACGUGGGUGGACGGCACGAGAGCAGGGCAUGCGCGGAUCGUAGUGUUUCGGGACGGGAUAUACCCACUAUUUCAAGGGAGUUUCGACGUCGGGAGUAAUCAUCACCAUGUACAGUUGGACUCGCACUACAUGUCGACGAAGCACGAGUUCGAUCCGCAGUUGGACGCGAGGGACGACGAGUAUAUGGUGUGUUUCCGCGACUCGGACAUCGCCACCGAGCAAAUGCACACCGAGCUGCGGCGGAGCGUCGAGCCGAGCAAGGCCUGCUUGUCGGAUGGGCUGGAGUUUAAUACGCAGCCGGACCAUCCGGUGUACCGGGCGAUGCUGAAGCGCGACGAUAAUUUCUGGGGGACCCCGAUCGAGAGUUUGUUCGGAAAGCGGCAGAUUGACAGUCGACCGGGAGGUGGCAACGCGGGCGGCAUCAACCUAGCAUCGUCCGUCGGUCAGACGGCCGGCUGUCCGACGACCCGGAAGGUCGCGCUCGUCGGCGUCGCCACUGAUUGCGAGUACAGCAAGGCGUUCAACUCGACCGAGUCUGCCCGCCUAAACGUCAUCCAGCAGAUGAAUUCCGCCUCGGACCUGUACGAGCGAACUUUCAACAUCUCGCUCGGCCUGGCCAAUCUGACCGUCAGCGAACAGACCUGUCCCGGCACGCCGCCGCCGACGCAGCCGUACAACAUCCCAUGCGGCGGCGCCGACAUCCAGGAACGAUUGAACAUCUUCUCGGGCUGGCGAGGCGAGCGAAAGGAUCAAAACUCGCAUUGGAUGUUGCUCACGAACUGCCCGACAGGGACGGCGGUCGGCCUUGCGUGGCUGGGACAGGCAUGUGUAAACGAGGCGCUCGAAAAUAAUUCCACGCGGAACGGCCAAAUGGAGAUCACCAGCGGUGCGAACGUGGUCGCCAAAACCUCCACCGAGUGGCAGGUCAUUGCCCACGAAACCGGCCACACCUUCGGCGCGGUGCACGACUGCACCUCCGAAUCCUGCAAUGACGGCGUCUCCCUCUCCUCCCAACAAUGCUGCCCCCUCUCUUCCUCCACCUGCAACGCCGGUGAGCAAUUCAUCAUGAACCCCUCUACGGCCCGCGGCAUCACUGCCUUCUCUGCCUGCUCCAUCGGCAACAUCUGCACCGCCUUCCGCCGCAACUCCGUCCGCACCUCCUGCUUCACCGACAACCGCGGUGUCACCACCAUCUCCGGGCAGCAAUGCGGCAACGGCAUCGUCGAGCCCGGCGAGGACUGUGACUGCGGCGGCGCCGACGACUGCGGUGACAACACCUGCUGUGAUGCCGCCACCUGCAAGUUCACCGCCGGCUCCCAGUGUGACGACAGCAACGAGGACUGCUGCGAUUCUUGCAAGUACGCUCCCAGCACCCGAGUCUGCCGCGCCAGUACCGGCGAGUGCGAUCCGCAGGAGACGUGCGCGGGGAACAGCGCGACGUGCCCGAAGGACGAUCGGGCGCCCGAUGGGCAGGGGUGCGGGGACGGGUUGAAGUGCUCGAGUGGGCAGUGCACGAGUCGCGACCUGCAGUGCAAGACAGUGAUGGGGAGCUAUACGCGGAACAACGACACGUACAGCUGCGAUCAUACGACGUGUCAGCUGAGCUGUCAGAGUCCAGAGUUCGGGCCGGGGAGGUGUUAUGGGUUGAAUCAGAAUUUCCUGGACGGGACGGAGUGUGGUGGUGGAGGGAAAUGUCAGAACGGCCGCUGCACUGGCUCCUCCUUCGCCAAAGAAGUCGGCAGCUGGAUCGAAACCCACAAACCCAUCGUCAUCGGCGUCAGCUGCGGCGUCGGCGGCCUCCUCCUCCUCGCCCUCCUCUCCUGCCUCUGGAGCUGUAUCCGUCGCCGCCGUGGCCGAUCUGCUCGACGCGCGCCCACCUGGCCGCCCGUGCCUCCGAACCAGAUCCCAGGCAUGCACCAGGGGACGCAGUGGAGUCCCUCGAGAGGGCCCGGGGGGCCGCCGAUGGGAGGGCCAGGGCAGCCGCCGGUGCCGGAGCAGGGAGGAUGGUAUCCGCCGCCGGCGCCGGUGUUUGCGAGGGGGCAAAGCGUGCGGUAUGCAUAG